Messenger RNA from Neodiprion fabricii, 1643 nucleotides. Its product is annotated as lys-63-specific deubiquitinase BRCC36-like. Lineage: Eukaryota; Metazoa; Arthropoda; Insecta; Hymenoptera; Diprionidae. The record is from RefSeq and is a predicted model, not a curated record. Gene Ontology annotation, biological process: double-strand break repair. Gene Ontology annotation, cellular component: BRCA1-A complex; BRISC complex. The transcript is spliced from 6 exons. Bases 454 to 1224 code for a protein of 256 amino acids. Gene Ontology annotation, molecular function: metallopeptidase activity; polyubiquitin modification-dependent protein binding; cysteine-type deubiquitinase activity.
GUGUUCGAAAAUUGACUGACAGUACUGUCAGCAAUCUUUUAUCUCUUUAGCGCUUCCAAGUUCGUGAAUAGCUCUGACUCUGUCCUAGGGAAUUUUGAGUACUGUCAUUCAAUUUACGAACAUGGCCUAUGUCAGCUAAUCGCAACGACGCUUCCACGGCAAGACGAGAAUCGACGCUACACUCUUUGACAAGGGUUUUGCUCUCUGGGUUUUGGAAGUAUUCUCGAUAUCGAAAAGCAUGUUAGUACUGCGGACUUAGUCGGUAAUAUAUAUACUCGUAAGUGUUGAACGCCUCUUGCGGGAGUAGAGGGAAAAUUUGUUUAUUGCUACGGAUUUAUUGGUUAUACACCGAUCGCGAAUUGUUGUAUUUUCGGUUGUAUUAGGGCCAAAAGUCGAUGUAGAAUUUACAGAGUGAAUCGGGAAAAACUUAAGAAACAGUAUUUCCUCGCAAGCAUGGAAGUUGCAUUGCACAAAGUUGAGCUACACGCUGACGUUUAUAUGGUCUGUCUUCAACAUGCCUUGUCGACAGAGAAUUUUGAAGUUAUGGGACUGCUCAUUGGAAAUCUAGAGUCUGGAAUUGCCAACGUAUCUGCUGUGAAAAUACUGCGGCGAUCGGACAAAAAAAAAGAUCGCGUAGAAAUAUCAUCGGAACAAGUUUUGAAAGCAGCGGCGGAGGCAGAACGAUUGACAAUUGAACUUAAUCGUCCGAUGCGUGUACUUGGUUGGUACCAUUCUCAUCCCCAUAUCACAGUUUGGCCGUCACAUGUUGAUGUUAGAACACAAGCCACCUAUCAGACAAUGGACCAUGGAUUUGUGGGGUUGAUAUUUUCAGUUUUUUCAGAAGGCAAAGAUUCGAAGGAACAAGAAGCACUUGUAACUUGCUUUCAGUCGCAUAAUGGAGAAGCAACUGAGAUACCAUUAGAAAUUCUAUACACCCCUGACCUUUCGGAACAGUGUCUAAAAACAAUGACAGAUCUACCAAAGAUUUUGGUCCAAGAAGAAGAAGACAGCGCAGAAGCUUGUAAAAAUCACCCAGAUUUGAUGGCUACUAUUCACAAUCGCGCAGUUCAUACAAGAGCUUUGGCGCAUAUAACGGAUAUUGUAACGAGACCUUUGGUGUCAAUAUUUGAGACAAGGCUAGCCCUGAACAAAACGCGGGCUACGUUCUUGCAGAAACAACUUGCUGAAUUACAAAACAUGUGUACAGAAUCAAUGAAACUUUAAAAGUCUGAAUGUAAAGGGUAAAAAACGACGUUAAGCGGAUCAAAAAAGUAUACCAUUGUACAGGAAGUGUCUAUUAUUUAAAACAAACGUUGAAUGUGAUAUUCGUCGUAGUACCCGUAUCGUUUCCCAAUCUAAUGUUAGACACUGCUAUUUUUUAAUUAAAUAUAUGGUUUAUUUACAAGCUCUUAGCAAUAGUCUGAAUUCUGUAUUUUCACUAGAAUACAUAUUUACUCUCUUUUAUGUAAGAAGUGAGAGCUUUUGUUAUUUAUAAAAAUAAUUUUUUAUAUCUAUAGUGCCUAAUUUGAUAGAUAUCUUAUAAAAUAUAACUAUGUUAUCUAGAUAUCGAAAGAAGAGAAGGAAAAUAUUAGCCUCGUGCACGAUAAGAUGCAAAAAUUUGAAAAUAAAUUUUUAACAACUAA